AUGAUUCGUUUUGCUCUCUCCUUUGGGUUACUGUUUGCCGCUUCUGCGGUAGCUUCUCCUCUAUCAUCGGCAGCUCGAGAGACAGCCGCCGAGCAAUGCCACGGUAUAUCUGGGCCGUUUUUACCGCCCUCAUUUCCUGAUCCAUCCAUCAUUCAUGUCGGUAACAACUGGUACUCCUUCGGUACCUCUAAUGGGCAGGAUGUCCAAGGAGCAAGCUCUACAAAGCUCCAGGGGGAGUGGGAAAGAUUCGACGGUCCAAUCUUGGCAAUUGACGAAGCUGAGUGGGUGGGAAAACAGGCUACUUACGGCAUAUGGGCUCCAGAUGUUUACCAGAGAGGCUCUGACAAGAAAUUUAUCAUGUACUUCUCGGCAUUCGAUAAAGAAAAAAAGGACCACCGAUGUAUCGGGGCUGCUAUCAGCGACGAUAUAAAGGGCGUGUACCAUCCCGAGAGUGAUUUUGUACAGUGCAACCGAACCGCCUCCGGGGCCAUUGACCCCUCGUGGUUUAAAGACGACAACGGCAAGCAGUAUGUCGUCUACAAGACAGAAAUCCCCCAGAAUUGGCUAGAGAUUCGAGAAGUGAACAAUUCUGGACCCAAAGAAGGCGUCGAGUGGGCUGGCAACGCACAAAAGCUUCUUCAAAUGGGCAGCCAAGGCUUUGACGAUGGUGGCAACAUGGAGGCUCCGUACAUCUUCAAGCGCGGCGAUACCUACUUUUUGACUUACAGUACCCAUGUCACCAUGAAUGAGAGCUACGAUGUUCAAUAUGCGACGGCAAAAAGCGUGACGGGGCCCUAUACCAGGGUUAAGAAACCGCUGCUAGAGACUACGAAUGAUUUCGGCUGCAAGCUUAUUGGCCCUGGUGGAGCAAGCUUUCAACAGGACUCUGGGGAUCAAAAAUCCACGAAGAUGAUAUUGCAUGGUCUGACGGAAGCGAUGGAUAUUAACAAGCGUGUGGUCUACACUGCAACUGUACAGGUCGACGGCGAUAGACUUUCUGUUGGUUCGGAUUAG
Molecule: messenger RNA, 1014 nt
Organism: Penicillium manginii
Lineage: Eukaryota; Fungi; Ascomycota; Eurotiomycetes; Eurotiales; Aspergillaceae
Product: glycoside hydrolase family 43 protein
Exons: 3
Coding region: 1-1014 (337 amino acids)
Biological process (GO): carbohydrate metabolic process
Molecular function (GO): hydrolase activity, hydrolyzing O-glycosyl compounds
Source: RefSeq, a predicted model, not a curated record